GAUUUUGUGACAAAAUUUACCAUGGAUUACUGGACAAUAUCGUUAUCCAUCGUGAUAGGAGCUGUGGGAAUUUAUUAUCUCUUCAAAGAAUUCAAUUACUUCAAGAGACACAAUAUUAUCCAUAUGCCGCCUGUUCCGAUAUUCGGCUCUAUGUUGCCACUAGUACUUCGCCGCUUGUCAAUCGCAGAAUUCGCCGAGAAUUUAUACUAUUUCAACCCGGACGCCAAAUACAUUGGAUUAUACGCUGCAACGCAACCUAUCAUCUUUAUUCGCGAUCCGGAGCUUAUCAAAGAAACCUUCAUUAAGAACUUUGACAACUUUCCCAAUCGCAUAGGAUUUGGCUACAUAAACGAUCCCUUGUUCUCAAAGAACUUAUUUUCCCUUCAGGGGCAAAAGUGGAAAGACGUGAGAACAAUGUUGAGUCCAGCAUUUACAACCAGCAAAAUGAAGACCAUGUUUACUUUGAUGUUGGAGUGCGCUGUGGACUUUGCCAAGUAUUUGUCGGAAAUAUCAACGGAUAAAAACGAUAUGGACAUGAAGGACGCUUACACUAAAUAUGCGAACGAUGUGAUUGCCACGUGUGCUUUUGGAAUUAAAAUUAAUUCUUUACGUGAUCCCACAAACGAUUUCUACGUUUUCGGUAAAGAGGCUACUAACUUCCAAGGGUUUCUUAGUAGUAUCAAGUUUUUCCUUUUUGGAAACUUUCCGAAACUCGUGAAAAUUCUCGGUUUGAAAUUUAUAAGAGACGACGUGGGAAAUUUCUUCAGAAAUGUUAUCAAGUCCACAAUCGACACCCGUGACACCGAGAACAUUACACGUCCCGAUAUGAUACAAUUGAUGAUGGAUAUCAGGGGUAAACGUGAAGCUGAAAAAGAGCUCACUAUCGAGGAGAUGACCGCGCAGGCUUUCGUUUUCUUCCUCGCUGGCUUCGAAACCACUUCAACCGCGAUGUCCUUCAUCACUCAGGUGAUUUUAGACAAACCGGAUGUCCAAGCGAAGUUGCGGCAAGAGAUCGACAAUGUUCUGGAGAAUUCCAACGGAGAAGUGACUUACGAAGCUAUUAAUCAUCUUGAAUAUUUGGAUGCGGUAAUAAGCGAAAUUCUCCGACUCUAUCCACCUAUCGCCGUACUGGAAAGAUUAUGCGAGAAGGAUUACGAAUUACCGCCCGCGUUGCCGAAUAAGAAGCCUCUUACUUUAAAGAAAGGUCAGGUUGUCUGGGCACCGGUUUACUCAAUUCAGCAUGACGAGAAAUACUUUGAUGAUCCGGAAGAAUUUCGUCCGGAGAGAUUCUUGGGCAACAACACGUACCACAACUCUCCUUAUUACGCGCCAUUCGGUUUAGGGCCGCGAAUGUGCAUCGCCAAUAGGUUCGCACUGCUGGAGAUUAAAGUGUUGCUGUUUCAUCUACUGGCACGAUGCGAACUGAAACCUUGUACGAAAACUGUAUUGCCUAUAAAAUUCAGCAAAGCAGUCGUAAUGGCUGUCAAAGGUGGAUUCUGGUUGAAUGUUCAACGUAGACACGAUAUACAUCCUACAAUUCGGUCAACGACGUUGAAGAACGAUGUUACUAAUAUUUAAAAGACAUUCUAAGUGCAUUUAAACUAAUUUGAAUCAUAUGGGGCCGGUUGUAGAUGAUAGCAAAAAAUGAAAUUUCUCGAAAGAAUCUUACAUGUUUGUAUUCUGUCUCGGUAUUAAAUAAUAACGUAUAUUUAUAUUGAUAUUAUAUAUAUAUAUUUUUUUUUUUUUAAGGAUAGGAUAUAGCAAAAUAUAAAUACCUAACUCUUUAUUCUUUGUUUAGCUUGAUGUUUUAUAUAUUUCAUCUGUUUGGGGAUAUGCGGCAUUUUCAGCGCGUGGAAUUUAUGCCACAGCAUGAAUUCAUGUCCUAAAUAGUUUUUUGCAACAAAAAUGUUAUACUAUCAUUUUGCGAUGUCAUUUUUUAAUUUACAGCAGUCGUCCUAUUGCUCCAUUUUUUGUUUUUCAGUAACUACUGCAUGACUAGGCAGCUGUAGAAAUCUUAAACGUGUUGUUAUUCUCUUACGUUCUUAGAAUAUUCUUUAAUGUCUCUUGAGUUGCAGUUCAAUAGUCUCGAGACUGUAUCAUAACAUGUCUAAAAAUCAUAGUCGAACGGAGGAAAGUACAUUCAGUUCUAUUUAGUUCUAAAAAAGCAUUACCCAAUAUUAUACGGUGAUAAUUGAAUUUUGUUUUUUUCAAUUUCUAUAAUAUUAAUAUAUGUUUGUAAGCAAAUAAUAUUGUAUGGGAAAUAAUAACGAUAUUUAGUGUUACAACAAACAACUAUGUUAUCUUACAUUUACUCUGCGCCAUAUCACAAGUAUAUAAAAACACGUCAAAGUUAUUAUCAGAUAUCGCGGAAAUUGUUAUCUGUUAUGACUAGCCACUCAAGCUCAGACUGCAAAACAGCACGCUGUAAUGUCGCAGAUUGCCGUUGAAGCUGCACGACAAUUGACUCAAUAUUUUGGACGACAUCUUAGAAAUAUACUUGUAACAUUAUACUUGUAACAUCAUUUUUCGUUUUAAAUGUUAGAUUUUUUCUAUAAAUAAAUAUUUUUCUAUAAUCAAGA
Messenger RNA from Dinoponera quadriceps, 2579 nucleotides. Its product is annotated as cytochrome P450 9e2-like. NCBI's taxonomy places the organism in Eukaryota, Metazoa, Arthropoda, Insecta, Hymenoptera, Formicidae. Gene Ontology annotation, molecular function: iron ion binding; heme binding; monooxygenase activity. The record is from RefSeq and is a predicted model, not a curated record. The transcript has a single exon. The coding region runs from base 22 to 1578 and encodes 518 amino acids.